This is a messenger RNA of Gadus morhua (Atlantic cod), 3270 nucleotides long. Its product is annotated as NLR family CARD domain-containing protein 3-like. Gene Ontology annotation, molecular function: protein binding. The transcript is spliced from 3 exons. Lineage: Eukaryota; Metazoa; Chordata; Actinopteri; Gadiformes; Gadidae. Bases 1 to 2136 code for a protein of 711 amino acids. The record is from RefSeq and is a predicted model, not a curated record.
AUGAACCAGGAGGAACUGGCCGACAAGCUGUGGAGUGGAGCUGUUGCUGCCCAGUACCAACAUAAACUCAAGUCUCAUCUGAAGAAGAAGUUCCAGUGUGUGCUUGAGGGAAUCGCAAAAGCAGGAGAGCAAAGACCUCUGAAUGAGAUCUACACAGAGCUCUUGAUCACAGAGAGAGGCAGUGGAGAGGUCAACAAGGAACAUGAGGUCAGACUGAUUGAAAAGGCUUCCAGGAAGCCAGCCUAUGAGGAAACACCAAUUAGAUGUGAAGACAUCUUUAAACCCUUACCUGGACAAGAUAAACCAAUCAGAACAAUAAUGACAACCGGAGUGGCUGGCAUUGGUAAAACCGUCUUAACACACAAGUUCACUCUGGACUGGGCUGAAGGCAAAUCCAACCGAGACAUAGACUUCACAUUUCUCCUCACUUUCAGAGAGCUGAAUUUACUGAAAGGGAAAGAGUUUAGCUUAGUGGAACUUCUGCAUCAGUUUUCUGUUGAAACCAAAGAAUCAGGAAUCUACAGAUACGACCAUGACCAAGUAGUCUUCAUCUUGGAUGGUCUGGAUGAGUGUCGACUUACUCUGGACUUCCAGAACAACCCGAUCUGGACUGAUAUCACAGAGCCGACCUCAGUAGACGUGCUGCUGACAAACAUCAUCAGGGGAGUCCUGCUUCCCUCUGCUCACAUCUGGAUAACCACACGCCCUGCGGCAGCCAAUCAGAUCCCUGCUGAGUGUGUUGACAUGGUGACAGAGGUGAGAGGGUUCAAUGACGCACAGAAGGAGGAGUACUUCAGGAAGAGAUUCAGAGAGGGGACACUGGCAAGCAAGAUCAUCUCUCACAUCAAGAAAUCUCGAAGCCUCCACAUCAUGUGUCACAUCCCAGUCUUCUGUUGGAUCACUGCCACAGUUCUGGAGGACUUCUUCAAAACAUCCCAGAGAGGAGAAGAGGUGCCCAAGACCGUGACUCAGAUGUACAGCCACUUCCUGAGGGUUCAGUCCAUACAGGGGGACAGGAAGUAUCAUGGGAGAACUAAAACUGAUCCACACUGGAGUUCGGAGAGCAGGGAGAUCAUUGUUUCUCUGGGGAAACUGGCUUUUAACCAGCUGGAGAAAGGUCAGCUGAUUUUCUACGAGGCAGACUUGGCAGAGUGUGGCAUCGACAUCAGAGCAGCCACAGUGUACUCAGGAGUGUUCACCCAGAUCUUUAAAGAGGAGUGUGGGCUGUACCAGGAUAGGGUGUUCUGCUUUGUCCAUCUGAGCAUCCAGGAGUUUCUGGCUGCCCUUUAUGUCUUUCUGUGCUACAUCAACACUGGUGUCAAUCUGAUCUCAGAAGAACAGCCAACCUCCAGGGAAGAGGAACUCCUCCUCUACAAGAGUGCUGUGAACAAGACCUUACAGAGUGAGAACGGACACCUGGACUUGUUUCUCCGCUUCCUCCUGGGCCUCUCUCUAGAGACCAAUCAGAUGCUGCUACAAGGUCUUCUGGGACCAGGAGCAAAUACAUUACUGGGCAAUCAAACUAAAAAAGUCCUGCCGGGACUGACAGGAAGAGGGUCACGGAGCAAUACCCAAAUCGUCCAUUACAUCAAGCAGAAGAUAGGUGGAGAUCUCUCUCAAGAGGGAAGCAUCAAUCUGUUCCACUGUCUGAAUGAGCUGAACGACCGUUCUCUAGUGGAGGAGAUCCAACAGUACCUGACAUUAGGAAGUAUCUCAAGAGAAUCUCUCUCCUCUGCUCAGUGGUCAGCUCUGGUCUUCAUCCUACUGACAUCAGAAGAGGAGCUGGACGUGUUUUACCUGAAGAAAUACUCUGCUUCUGACGAGGCUGUACUGGGGCUGCUGCCAUUGAUCAAAGCCUCCAAAACAUCUCUGCUGAAUGGCUGUGAUCUGUCACAGAGAUGCUGUGAAGCUCUGGCCUCAGUUCUCAGCUCCAACUCCUCUAGUCUGAGAGAGCUGGACCUGAGUAACAAUUAUCUGCAGGAUUCAGGAGUGAAGCUGCUCUCUACUGGACUGGGGAGUCCACACUGUACACUGGAAACUCUCAGGUCAGUUUUACUCAAUGUGCAUCAGUUACACCACAAGGUUCCGUUUCAGAAGACUUUACCUACUGCCCCCUGGUUUGUGAAUCACUCCUAAAUGACGUCAAACUAUAUCUGCUAAUAACUCAGUAUCUUUGAUGACCACAUGUAUCCGAGUGGUAAAAUUUGACAUAUGACACCUUGUUUAUGUGGGAUGCAAAAAUGAAAAGUAUCCCAAAUUUUCCAUUGCAACUUUCCAAUUAUACUCACAAAAUAUAAUAAUAGUGCCUUCCCACAAUCCCCUGUUAACGGGACAGUGGUAGUUAAGAAAUGAAGUCUCAGUAUUUGCAUCAAUCAAAGGUUAUCGGUUAGAAUAAACUAAAUGUAUGGUUUUCAUAGGAAGAACUCGACAAUUUAUAUUUUUUGUUGCCAUGACUGUAUAAGGUAUUUGUUAUGUUAUCGUUUUUUACAUAUAUUCUUCAAUAUAUAUUUUAUCUUCAGAAUUUCAAUUGAAGACAUAAAGUACAGAACAAAGUUAAACAAUUUAAGAUGUAGAAAUACAGAACAAUAUGGAUGAAUAACAAGCAACAUUAUACGAUUGAAUAUAGAGAUACAGAACAUAAAACGAUUGAAUAUGUAGAGAUAUAUAACAUGAAGCGAUUUAAAUCGUAUGAAUACAGAACAAGAUAAAACGAUUGAAUGUGUAGGAAUACAGAGCAACAUAAAACGAUUGAAUGUGUAGGAAUAAAGAACAUAAAACAAUUGAAUAUGUAGGAAUACAGAGUAACAUAAAACAAUUGAAUAUGAUGAGUUGCAAAACCUCAGAUGGGUUUCAUAGUCGUCCUUGAUUUUGAAGCCCGGUAAAAGUGUCUGAAGACGGGAAUGGCAAGUGCCCUUAGUGUUUUAGGCUUUUUCAAAUGCGCUUAAGCAAUUUGAUGAAAGGUUGAAUUAUGGAAUUGUAGCCUUAAAAAAGGAAUACUAGAGAUAGUUGAAGGCCCUACUUUGCUUCGCAGUCCUCCGCUUCGUUAGGUCUGACUCUGUUCACACAGAGUUCAGGAUCCCUACAAGGCCAUCAGGCGACUGCUGAAGGAAGUUUGAAUGUUCAUUCAUCUCCUUGAGCUCACUUCCCUGAUCCCUGAUAGCAGCGAGGAGAGCGGAGGCGCUAGCAUCACUGGACGUCCUCCCCUCCAGUGCUGCCCCAUGGCGGCCCUGUGCUGUUCGUUAGCUACACCAUGUUUCUCCUGUGAACUUG